CUCCAUGGCUACCACCACCACCUCACAAGCUAAUUCAACCUACUAAGCUAGCUAGCUAGUGACAAUUAAGUGAUCACAAGUGUUGUUGCGAUGGGUAGAGUAGUGGUCGUCGUGGCGGCGGCGGCGGUAGCCGUGGCCGUCGUCGUGCUGCUGGGCGCGGCGGCGCCGGCGGCGAGCGCGAUGGAGUUCGGCGACAAGGACGUGGCGUCGGAGGAGGCGCUGUGGGAGCUGUACGAGCGGUGGCGCGGGCAGCACCGGGUGGCGCGGGACCUCGGCGAGAAGGCGCGGCGGUUCAACGUGUUCAAGGACAACGUCCGCCUCAUCCACGAGUUCAACCGCCGCGACGAGCCCUACAAGCUCCGCCUCAACCGCUUCGGCGACAUGACCGCCGACGAGUUCCGCCGCGCCUACGCCUCCUCCCGCGUCUCCCACCACCGCAUGUUCCGCGGCCGCGGCGAGAGGCGCAGCGGCUUCAUGUACGCCGGCGCCCGCGACCUGCCGGCGGCGGUGGACUGGCGCGAGAAGGGCGCCGUCGGGGCGGUCAAGGACCAGGGCCAGUGCGGCAGCUGCUGGGCGUUCUCGACCAUCGCCGCCGUGGAAGGGAUCAACGCCAUCCGCACCAGCAACCUCACCGCGCUGUCGGAGCAGCAGCUCGUCGACUGCGACACCAAGACCGGCAACGCCGGCUGCGACGGCGGCCUCAUGGACAACGCGUUCCAGUACAUCGCCAAGCACGGCGGCGUCGCCGCCUCCUCCGCCUACCCGUACCGCGCCCGCCAGAGCUCCUGCAAGAGCUCCGCGGCGUCGUCCCCCGCCGUCACCAUCGACGGCUACGAGGACGUGCCGGCGAACUCGGAGUCGGCGCUGAAGAAGGCGGUGGCGAACCAGCCGGUGUCGGUGGCGAUCGAGGCGGGGGGCUCGCACUUCCAGUUCUACUCGGAGGGGGUGUUCGCCGGGAAAUGCGGGACGGAGCUCGACCAUGGCGUGGCGGCGGUGGGCUACGGCACGACGGUGGACGGCACCAAGUACUGGAUCGUCAGGAACUCGUGGGGCGCAGACUGGGGUGAGAAGGGCUACAUCCGGAUGAAGCGCGACGUGUCCGCCAAGGAGGGACUCUGCGGCAUCGCCAUGGAAGCAUCCUACCCCAUCAAGACCUCGCCGAACCCGGCGCCCAAGAAGAUCAAGAAGGUCACCGACGACGACGAAGAUGAUGAUGACGAGGAGCACCGCCACCACGACGAACUCUAAGCUCAUUUAAUUGUGUGUUUUACAACAGUAACUGGCUACCGUUUGGAGGCGAUUGAUCGACGUCGUAACAAAAUAAGCAGUUCGUUAAUUUAAUCACCUGUAGUUGAUUUGAUUGCAUGCUCGUAUUUUUUGCAAUCUAGCUCGAUUAUGUUUACGCUGUGUAAUGAUUAUUGAUUAUUAAUUUGAAAAAGAUUGUUAAGUAUGAA
Messenger RNA from Oryza sativa Japonica Group (Japanese rice), 1454 nucleotides. Its product is annotated as KDEL-tailed cysteine endopeptidase CEP1. NCBI's taxonomy places the organism in Eukaryota, Viridiplantae, Streptophyta, Magnoliopsida, Poales, Poaceae. Gene Ontology annotation, molecular function: cysteine-type endopeptidase activity. Gene Ontology annotation, cellular component: lysosome. The record is from RefSeq and is a predicted model, not a curated record.